CCCCCCCCGAGGCGCUCUCAUCCCCGGCCCGCCCCUGCACAGCCCGGGGGGCUCUGUAGCUCCCCGUCGCCCGCACACCCGAGCGGCGCCGCGCAGCUCCCCCGCAGCCCGGUGCCCGCCGCAGGCGAGAGGCAGCCGGCGGGGCGGGGGCACGGGCACGGGCGGGGCCGCCCCUCCGCCGGGCGCGCAGCUAUAAGGGCAGCGCGGAGCGGCCCGCAGCGCGGCGGGAGCUAUGGGCAACCGCGUCACCCGCGGGGACUUCGAGUGGGUCUACACGGAGCAGCCCCACACGCAGCGCAGGAAGGAGAUCCUGGCAAAGUAUCCAGAGAUCAAGGCUUUGAUGGGACCGGAUCCACAGUUAAAGUGGAUUGUAUCUGGAAUGGUCUUCACGCAGUUUCUAGCCUGCUACCUGGUGAAAGACUUGUCUUGGAAAUGGAUUUUCUUCUGGGCUUAUGCUUUUGGGGGUUGUGUCAACCAUUCUCUGACCCUAGCCAUCCAUGAUAUUUCACACAACGUCGCCUUUGGGAACAAGCAGGCCAAGUGGAACAGAUGGUUUGCAGUCUUUGCCAACUUGCCAAUUGGCAUCCCUUAUUCUGCCUCCUUCAAGAAAUACCACAUUGACCAUCAUCGGUACCUUGGUGGGGACAGCCUGGAUGUGGAUAUUCCUACAGACUUUGAAGGCUGGUUCUUCUGUACACCGCUUCGGAAACUGCUUUGGCUUUUCCUCCAGCCUCUGUUCUACAGUCUGAGACCACUGUAUGUGAACCCCAAAGCAAUUACACGGAUGGAAAUUUUUAACGCUCUCAUCCAGUUUUCUAUAGACCUUUUAAUUUACUACUUUUGGGGGCUCAAACCUAUUUUUUACUUAAUAGCAGGCUCAAUUCUUUGCAUGGGUUUGCAUCCCAUUUCUGGGCACUUCAUAGCAGAACAUUACAUGUUUUUAAAAGGGUAUGAGACAUACUCUUAUUACGGGCCUCUGAAUUGGCUCACCUUUAAUGUAGGCUACCACAUGGAGCAUCAUGACUUCCCCAGCAUUCCCGGCUGCAGAUUGCCGAUGGUGAAGAAGAUUGCAGCAGAAUAUUACGAUAACCUCCCACAUCACCAGUCCUGGAUUCGAGUUCUGUGGGCCUUUGUGUUUGAUGACACUAUUGGUCCUUAUUCAAGGGUUAAGAGACUGUGCAAGCUGGCAAAAGCAAGCUAACAGACUAGCUCUGCCUGUUGCAUUGGUGGUUUGUUCAUUCGAAUGACUUUUCUGCAGCAGUAGUAGGAUGUUUGUGUGUGCUGGGUUAGCAUGGAUGCGUGCUCCUUAGACUAAGAGGUUGAGUGUGAAAAUGAAGCAAUUGGAUGCCUAUUUUCUAUUAUUGAUACCUUUUUAAUAAAGGAUAUUUCUGUAUAUAACCCUGAGAAACUAGAUUAGAGUGAGCUAUGAUCAUGUGAACCUUUGGUCUAGGCUUAGAAUUAAGUUCCUGGACCAUGUGUGCCCAAGUCUGAGUUCUGGCCUAGCAUGCAAUGGAGGAUGCUUGGUGCGUGUCUGUGUGAGCAUGUGUGUGUGUACUUUAGGACUGGGUUCUCUUUAUGCCAGAUUAAAAGUAGAUGCUCUGCGUGCACAGGACUGUGGAAGCAUGGAGGACUGGCAUGCAGUAGUAAAUGACACUAUCUGGAGAACACAAGGGUGCCUUUAGCUCAAUGUCUUGUCUAAUCUGAUCUGUUAUUUCUGAUAAUUGCUGGUAGCAGAGAUUUUGUAUAUGAAAUGGAAUAUGUGUAUAUUUUUGUACAUUUGUAUCAUUAUUUCAGUAGCUGCUGUUUGACCUUUUCUGAACAUUUCUAUUCUUAGGGUCUAAUACUCAGUGUAGCUAAUUGGCAGAGCUGAGCUGCGGUGUGGAGAAAACCCUUCCUUUAGCCUCCCGCUUGUUGUCUGAUGAGCAGCAUGGAUGUGUCCCUGAAGGAAAUGGGUGGUCCUUUCUCACUCACCUUUUCAACAGUAUUCCCUAACAUCACAUUUCUCAUCUUUUUCUCCGUUGUAUGUCCUUCUGGGAAAGGGAAGAUUCUAGUUUUAAUUGCUGCUUGCCAAGGUUAUUACUAUUUCUGAUCACCUUUCUUGGUCUUCUCUAUGUUAUACCCCUUUCUGUUAAGGGUAUGAGUCAGCGAAGACAUGGAAGUGUUAUGGUGAUAUUUAUCCCUAACUGCUUUCAGAAUAAUUGUAACUCUUUGCCUCUGUCAUUCAAGGGGCACCAACCUGACAUUUGGGAAGGACAUGAUACUUCAGCUGUAUAUAAGUUGCCACUGCUGGUGUUAAGGGGGUGUACCUUGAACACGGAGCUGGGGCUCUUUCUGCCUCUGUGUGUCUUUGUGCUAUUGACGUUAACAUUAGUCUGUUAUUUCUGCCCGCUGGAAUAGUUAAAUCUUCCUGCCUGUCCUCCCAGCUACAAACUUCUGGCUAUCUUCAAUAAUUCCGUAUCUUCAAAAACCUUAUUCACCAUACCUUUAUCCAAGCAGAACAAUAUCUUGGGAGUCAGGAGUUCAGAUGCCAUCUAGUAACUUCCCUCCACCCUGGAAAGCUGACAAGUUAUUUCUGUCCUUACUGAGUGGUUAAAAGAGAGAUCUAUAAAGGUCCUCUUACAUUCUAACCCUCUGAUGGUUUGACUUCGUUUUGUUUGUUUUUCAUCUGGAAAUCCAUGUCUGUAACAAAGAAAAGGAUGAUUGUGCAUUCUUGUUGGUCCCUUAAGGUAUGCUAUUAGGCCUGGGCAGCCUGAUUUCCUCAAUAAACGCAAAUUUGUUCAUUUCUCCUACAGCCUUGGAUCCAGUGAGUCAGUCUGUCUGGCACACCAGGGAGCUGAGCUAGCCUGCUGCGAUUUGGGUUCCUCUUCCUCCUCUAUUUCUCCAUUUUUCUCAUUUGUCUGAUUUCUAGCAGUUGGGUAGAUACCCGCAUUUGCUCAGCAGUGCAAGAUCCUUUCUGACGCAGGGGCCAACAUUCACAGAUACUGUUUUGAUCUGUGGGUUGUGCUUCUGGAAAAGAAGAGGAAGAGCAGGGCUUCUUCUGACACUUCAGACUUCGCUGGUUCUUCAAUGAAGAAAUACUUAUGUUGUUACAUCUUAAUUAUUAAAGCCUCUUUUUCUCCCAAAAGAAGAGGCUUUGAUGUGGGAACCUCUAUUAACUUCUUUGUAUCAGUGCUCUUGUCAGGGAGCUUCAGUUUUUUAUUAAUUUACUUCAGUGCUGCUAGCACUCCAUGAUCGCGUAAUCAACUUUCUGUGCCAUUAGCAAGCUGUUCCUCAACUCUUUUGGCCAACUUAGCAAGUUAAUGUAAAAACCAUAAUAAAGAUUAUACUGUCUUCCUCAA
Falco peregrinus (peregrine falcon) is the source of this 3338-nucleotide messenger RNA. RefSeq names its product delta 4-desaturase, sphingolipid 2 (gene DEGS2). Gene Ontology annotation, cellular component: membrane. Gene Ontology annotation, molecular function: sphingolipid delta-4 desaturase activity. The transcript has 3 exons. The record is from RefSeq and is a predicted model, not a curated record. Bases 233 to 1201 code for a protein of 322 amino acids. Gene Ontology annotation, biological process: ceramide biosynthetic process; sphinganine metabolic process. Lineage: Eukaryota; Metazoa; Chordata; Aves; Falconiformes; Falconidae.